AUGUCUUUGCUUCGGCAAAUUGCUAAUAUUUGUGGCUGUGGCGAACGUAGUAGUGAUAUUAUUGAUGAUACUCGUGGCUACGGGAUUCCCCGUAGUAAUAUCUUCAAUGAUAAUUGUAGCUACGCGUUUCGUCAUAGUAAUAUUAUUUUAAAAUUGGCUCUGUUCCUCGGAACAGUGUUUACUCUUUAUAAUAUCGGACGGAAGAUCUUAUCUUUGUGGAAUGGAACGCCUGAACUGACGUCACCCGACGUCAGUGAAGUCAUCCAAAACACCAUUGAUAUCCCUGAGGACAUUAACAACGCUGUAUCGACUUUGAAGGAAGUUUACGACAAGAACUUGGAAACUGUCGAAGUGGAAAUGGAACUGGUUCGAAGCGAAAACUCUCGUCUGCGAGCGACGUUGCUCGAGAAGGAAAAUUUGUUUGACCAAAUGACUGAAAACAUCGACAGUUUGAGACGAAGAGUUAUCCAGGAUUUCGAAGGAAGAAUGAACAGACUGGAUUAUGAAAGAAGUCAGUUGAGAAUGGAACAACUGGAACGAUCUCGAGAGGCCGAAGAAUUUCAACAUAUAAUUGGCCGUCUUGAAGAGCAGGUCCAGGCUUUGACAGAAGACAACAGGAAACUGGAGACCGAAAAUGUCGACAAGGAUAAAGUGAUGGAAAAUCUCCAAGAAAGCAACAUGCAGUGUGAAGCGAUGAAGAAUGGUUUGCAGCAAGAGGUCAGGAAUCUCAGCCGACAGAACUCUGAAAUGGAGAUAAAUGUGGCCGAUCUGACGAAAGAAAAGACUGAGCUGGAAGAAAAGAUGGCAGAUUUGGGAAAGAAAUUUGAAAAGGAAGUUCAUGACCUCGAGCAGAGGCUGAGUCACCAUCAAGAUAUAAUUAUAGAAAAGGACUUAGAGAUUGAAAGGCUUAACAAAGAGGCGACAGAAAAGGCAGAGAUGAUAGAAGAGCUGAAAAAACAAGUCCAAAGUUUAGUUGAGGGAAAAAAGGAACUUAAAAUCGAAAUGGAAGGCAACAUUGAUCGUCUUAUGCUUGAGUUCAAUAAUCUUCAUACGAAAAAGGAUAUCCAGAUAGAAAAGUGUAAGCAAGACGUGAUAGAAAAGGAAGAAAAAAUUGAAGAUCUGGAGAAUAUUGUGCAGAAUUUACUCGAAGAAAACAAGAAUAUUAAAAAUGAAAUGGAAUGCAAAGUAAAUGGCCUUAGUCAAGAGCUCAGAAGACAGCAGGAUCUCAAUAAGGAGGAGACUGAAAAGUUUGAAAUAGACAUAUUAGAAUUUAGACAAACGAUUGGAGGUCUGGAAAGUGAGGUCGUCUCCUUGUUGAAAGAAAAGGAAAGCCUGAAGAUUGAAACGGAAAAGGAAAUGAACGACCUCAUAUCUGCGAAAAUGGAAAAGGAAGAGAAGCUGGAACUAUUUAGAAAAGAAGUCAUUGCUUGUGGACAAACGAUUGAAGGCCUGGAAAGUGAAGUCGUCUCCUUGUUGAAAGAAAAGGAAAGCCUGAAGAUUGAAAUGGAAAAGGAAACGAACCACCUCAUAUCUGUGAAUAUGGAAAAGGAAGAGAAGCUGGAACUAUUUAAAAAAGAAGUCAUUGCUUGUGGACAAACGAUUGAAGGUCUGGAAAGUGAGGUCGUCUCCUUGUUGAAAGAAAAGGAAAGCCUGAAGAUUGAAAUGGAGAAGGAAAUAAUGGACCUGAAAGAAGAGAUGACUAAUCUGCAGGAUAUGAAUUUGGAAAGGGACAUGGAGAUUGAAAAAUUUAAAAGGGAGGUAAUUGAAAAUGGAGAAAUAGUUGAAGUUCUGGAAAAUGAGAUCGUCUCCUUAAUGAAAGAAAAGGACAGCCUGAAAAUUGAAAUGGAAAAAGAAAUAACAGACCUAAUAUCUCUGAAUAAGGAAAAGGAAGAGCGGCUAGAACAAUUUAAAACAGAAGUCAUUGAUUGUGAACAAACGAUUGAAAGUCUGGAAAAUGGGUUGUGA
Molecule: messenger RNA, 1965 nt
Organism: Macrobrachium nipponense
Lineage: Eukaryota; Metazoa; Arthropoda; Malacostraca; Decapoda; Palaemonidae
Product: cingulin-like
Exons: 1
Coding region: 1-1965 (654 amino acids)
Source: RefSeq, a predicted model, not a curated record